Molecule: messenger RNA, 2648 nt
Organism: Acomys russatus (golden spiny mouse)
Lineage: Eukaryota; Metazoa; Chordata; Mammalia; Rodentia; Muridae
Gene: Gpr156
Product: G protein-coupled receptor 156
Exons: 9
Coding region: 91-2490 (799 amino acids)
Biological process (GO): G protein-coupled receptor signaling pathway; gamma-aminobutyric acid signaling pathway
Cellular component (GO): membrane; G protein-coupled receptor heterodimeric complex
Molecular function (GO): G protein-coupled GABA receptor activity
Source: RefSeq, a predicted model, not a curated record
GGAAGACUUGAGUCGCUUCUGUGCCUUAGUGAAAGGUCUGCAUCCUCACCAGGGAGUAGCCAAGACUGAGGAGGUUCCCAUAGAGGUGACAUGGAGCCGGAAAUCAACUGCUCUGAAUUUUGCGACAGUUUUCCUGGCCAGGAGCUGGAUCGCAGACCCCUUCAUGAUCUUUGCAAGGCAACCAUUGCUGAUUCCCAGCACAGUGGUACGUUCGGCUCUCCACUGUCCCCUGCCCUCGUGGGUGUGGUCUGGACUUUUCUCAGCUGUGGACUUCUUCUGGUGCUUUUCUUCUUGGCUUUCACAAUUCGCUGCAGGAAGAACAGGAUUGUGAAGAUGUCCAGCCCCAAUCUGAACAUUGUGACCUUGCUGGGCAGUUGUCUGACUUACAGUAGCGCUUACCUUUUUGGGAUUCAAGAUGCUUUUGUGGGGAGUUCCAUGGAAGUUCUCAUUCAGAUGAGACUGUCCCUGCUGUGCGUUGGCACAUCCCUUGUGUUUGGCCCUAUUCUGGGGAAGAGCUGGCGAAUCUACAGAGUGUUCACCCAGAGAGUCCCGGACAAGAGAGUGAUUAUCAAAGACCUGCAGUUGCUGGGGUUGGUGGCAGCCUUGGUGGUGGCUGAUGUAAUCCUGCUUGUGACGUGGGUGCUCACUGAUCCCAUCCAGUGCCUCCAGAUCCUUGGUAUCAGCAUGAAGGUGACCGGGAGAGAUGUGUCCUGCUCUUUGACCAACACGCACUUCUGCGCUUCCCGGUACUCAGACCUCUGGAUUGCCCUGGCUCUGGGAUGCAAGGGGCUGCUGCUGCUGUAUGGUGCUUACCUGGCUGGUCUCACCAACCACGUCAGCUCUCCUCCAGUGAACCAGUCCUUAACCAUCAUGGUCGGAGUCAACCUCCUGCUCCUCACUGCUGGGCUGCUUUUCGUGGUGACCAGGUAUUUGCACUUCUGGCCCAAUCUGGUCUUCGGAUUCACGUCUGGAGGGAUCUUCGUCUGUACAACCACCGUGAACUGCUGCGUCUUCCUUCCCCAGCUGAAGCAAUGGAAAGCAUUCGAAGGAGAAAACCAAACAAUCCGACGCAUGGCCAAGUAUUUCAGCACUCCCAGCAAAAGCCUCCACAGCCCAUUUGAUGAGGAUCAAAACUGCCACUUGAGGGACGAGAAGAGCUGCAUGGAGAGGCUCCUCACAGAAAAAAACGCGGUAAUUGAAAGCCUGCAAGAACAAGUCAGCAACGCCAAAGAGAAGCUGGUGAAGCUCAUGUCUGCAGAGUGCACCUGUGACUCCCCGGAGUGGCCUGUCCCAGCUGCAGCCUCCGCCCACGGGCUGGCACUACAAGGAGCUUCGGAACACCCUGUUGCCUCUGAGAAUGAUAUUAAAAUAGCUGCCGAGAACUUUCUCCAUGCCUCAGUGGCGGCCACCCAGCGCAUGCAAAGCCCCGGGGCAUCUAGGAGGGACACCAGCGCCCCCUCUCCAGACCAAAAAGACAACAUACCAUCGAAAGAGUUUUGUGACCAUUUGGAUAUAGGUUGCAGCCAGAAGCCACAGGCUGAACCAAGUGAGGAUCCUGAAAGAAGACAUCAGGGACCCAUGGCCCCCAGCCAGAGUUUCAUGGCAGAUAGAGUAGCCCAAGACCCUCAUAUGCCUGGGCAGACCUCAGAGGAACUUUCAGAGAGGCUACCUCGGGUCAGUUCAGUAGUCAGAGAGAAGCUUCAGGAAGUCUUACAAGAGCUGGAUCUGGGUCCUGAGGCUCCCCUUUCCCCAGAACCUUGUUCCCAGCAGCUGUGGAAGAGUACCACCUCCCACAGCCCCCAGAAGCUAUUCCCGUCUAAACUGGGUUUCAGCCCGUAUGUAGUAAGGAGGAGACGGGCAGCCCAGCGGGCUCGCUCCCACAUCCCUGGCACUAUGUCCCUCAAUAAGGGGCGUCAAGCAAAUAGUACUGUUUCCGGUGCACAGAGUGGGCUGAUUGUGCGAAACAGAGACAGCCCCAGGCUAGACCGCCACAAUGCAAGACCCAAGGCACCAAAGUCCUCUCCUGUGAAACUGUCACUACUCUCAGAUCCUCCCCAGACACGGGGUACCUUGGAAGGAGGUAAACAAUGCCAGACGGAGGCUCAGGGGGCCAAAGGAUGUGACGUAACUUUUCCUUGCAAACCUUCCACUUCUGCCCAGGCUCAAAAUCCCACCGCCCCAUGCCUGCCCUCUUCACCAGCUCUGCCCAAGCAGCGUCAGCCUCGACCGCUAGCGGCCACUGGCUGUCCUUCCUUGUCUUCUGGGUGCUACGACCUGGACAGCGAGUCCAGCAGCUCAGACGAGUUCUUCUGCCGCUGCCACCGGCCCUACUGUGACAUCUGCUUCCAGAGCUCUUUGGAUUCCAAUGACAGUGACACAUCAGACAGUGACCUUGAGCCGGCUUCGGGGCUGGCCUCCUGGGAGAAGCUGUGGGCUCGUUCCAAGCCUGUUGUGAACUUCAAAGAUGACUUGAAGCCCACACUAGUGUGAAAAGCGGCGAGGUGGGGCUGGUCACAGAGGUCAGUCUGGGUCCCACAGAACCCGGGGUGGUGGGAGGAGAACUAGAUCUCAGCUUUGGGGGACCUGAUUGGCGCCAUGCCUUAACCAGCCUCGACUGUGUUCUUUCCUCCUCUGAAAACGCCUUGAUC